AUGAUUGAAGACAAUGAAUCUGAGUGCUUCUUUUAACUGAAACCAUCUAAAAAGGUCAAAAAGACCAGAGGCAACACUCUUAGAAUUCAAAAGCAUUAUGAUACUAUGAAUCAGAUGUAGAUAGCUGCAGCAGAUCAAGAAUCUAUUAUUCUAAGUUUAAUUAACAAGCGACCUUCAGUCUAUUAAAAGAAUAAAUUCAUUCUAUAAUGGAAAGAAAACAUAUCCUAAUAACAGUCUAUAGAUUAUGUUAAUUUGAUCAAAAGUGAAUCAGAUACUUUCGAAGAGAGUGAAAAUUUUCUCAGAUAGCAUCAAAAUGAAUCAUUCAUAGAAAAUUACCUAUGCUGA
Molecule: messenger RNA, 345 nt
Organism: Paramecium tetraurelia
Lineage: Eukaryota; Ciliophora; Oligohymenophorea; Peniculida; Parameciidae
Exons: 2
Source: RefSeq, a predicted model, not a curated record